Filobasidium floriforme is the source of this 2213-nucleotide messenger RNA. Its product is annotated as putative mfs-multidrug-resistance transporter. The transcript has 3 exons. The record is from RefSeq and is a predicted model, not a curated record. The coding region runs from base 187 to 2070 and encodes 627 amino acids. Lineage: Eukaryota; Fungi; Basidiomycota; Tremellomycetes; Filobasidiales; Filobasidiaceae. Gene Ontology annotation, biological process: transmembrane transport. Gene Ontology annotation, molecular function: transmembrane transporter activity.
AGUAUAUCGAGUCUGGAAUAUCGCCACAGAUACGCAUAGACAUCCUCGAUACCUUACCUCGAACUUGCUGGUUCCCGACGAUCAUCGCCUGAUCGGAUACUUUUUCCCCCUCUACGGAAUCAAAACCAAAUCGAUCGAGAUCACCUGACCUCGGCGCGCUACCCCCUAUCCUCGAGCCCUCGAGCCAUGUCGUCCUCCCAGCUCGACAAACAAGAACCUCAAUCCUCGGCCUCGUCCAUCACCGUCGCCGAAAACCAUUACCACUCGCACGACCCAUCUUUACCAGCGAAAUCGAAACCCGGUUCGUUCGAGGACCACACGCUCAAACCUCGACCUUGGAUCCGCAAGACCACCCCUUACUCCAGGAUCAUCGAACAACCCUACGAUGGCGCGGGGACGAGGGAACAACCUUUCCUCAUCGACUGGGUGUCCUCCACCGCUCCUUCGACGGAUAUCGGGGAGAAGGGCAGCGAUGAGUCCAAGUUCGUCGACGUAGAGAACCCCAUGACCUAUGGGAAAGCCUACAAGUGGUCCAUCGUCGUCUUGGCUGCCAUGUCCACUUUGGGGGUGUCGAUGGCCAGUUCGAUGUUGUCCGCCGCCGUGUUCGACAUGCGGGUCGAUUUCCCUGGCAAAUCAAUCGAGAGCUAUAUCAUGGUCACCUCCGGCUUUGUCCUCGGAUUCGUCCUCGGUCCCUUCAUCUGGGCCCCCAUGUCCGAGAUCUACGGCCGUCGUUCCCUCUUCAUCUACACCUACAUCGCUUUCACCCUCUUCAACGGCCUCGUCUGCGCCUCCCAAAACCUCGCUACGGUCAUCGUCUUCCGUUUCCUCGCCGGAACCUUCGGAGCGUCGGCCAUGACCAACGCCGGAGGGGUCGUCGCCGACGUCUUCGAGGCCAAACAACGAGGUCUCGGGAUGGCCGUGUUCGCUUCUGCACCGUUCAUGGGCCCAGCUAUCGGACCCAUCAUCGGCGGGUUUUUGGGUGAACACCGGGGCUGGCGCUGGGUAGCCGGUCUCCUCACCUUCUUCUCCGGUUUCCUCACCCUCCUCGGUUUCCUGUUCCUGCCCGAGACUUACGGCCCUGUUAUCCUACGUCAACGAGCCAAACGGUUGUCCAAGAUCACCGGGGACGUCUACCUCUCCCGUGGAGAUGCGAGCGCUCCGACCAAGGCGAGGCAGGUCUUUGGGAAGGCUCUGGCUAUGCCUUGGAUCUUGUUGUUCAAGGAGCCUAUCGUCGCGCUCAUGGCCCUGUACUUGGCGGUGAUCUACGCCAUCCUCUACAUGCUCUUCACGGCCUUCCCCAUCGUCUUCCAACAGAACCGCGGAUGGUCCCCCGGGAUCGGCGGUCUCGCAUUCAUCGGUAUCGCCGUCGGCGUAGCCCUCGCCCUGGCCUACGUGGUCGUGAUCGAGAACCCUCGAUACUCCCGUAAACUGAAAACUCAGGGCGGUUGGCUCGUCCCCGAAGAGAGGCUCUUCACCGCCAUGGUAGGCGGCAUCAUGCUCCCCGCUGGUCUCUUCAUCUUCGCUUGGACCGCCGUGCCCACCCACAUCCACUGGAUCGCUCCGAUCAUCGGUUCAGUCCCCUUCGGGUGCGGAAUGGUGCUCGUCUUCCUCGGAGUGCUCGGGUACCUGGUCGAUGCCUACUUGAUCUUCGCCGCCUCGGUCCUCGCUGGGAACACGGUCGUCAGGAGCAUCUUCGGGGUAGCCUUCCCCCUCUUUACCAAACGCAUGUGCGACAACCUCGGAGUCAACUACGCUGGAACCCUCAUCGCUUGUCUCGCCUUGCUCUUCGCUCCUUCCCCCUUCAUCUUUUACGUCUACGGCAAGAAGAUCCGGAGGUCGACCGCUUUCGGACGGAUCGGGGACGAUAUCGGUCAGAUGCUCAAGGCGGGCAUGACCCCCGUGCAGAUCCAGAAGGCCAUGGCCGCUGCUGCUGCGGCGAAAAAGGCCGAGGGCGAGAAUGAUGUCCCCGCCGUGGUGGACGUCGAGGCUUCGAUCAAUGCGCCGGCCAUCGCUUCUGCUGGUGACGACGCUGUCGGUGCCGCGCAGAACGCUACGAAAGAGCAGGUCUAGAAAGACGAACGCUCGGGACAAACGCUCGGGAAUCCACGUACGACAACAAUAGAUGCAAACCGAUUAGAUGCGUAAAUAGAUCAAAUAGAUACCAGUUGUAGCCAGUAUCCCACCCAUCAGCAUGGAUUAUAAUGAUCGUACAG